AUGUUAAUAGGAGGAGUAAAAAGCAUAGGAGGUCAAGUGAGCAAAUUUGGAGGUGUCCAGAAUCACCAUACUUUGGAUUCUCAGUUUUGGGGGACUAAACUACCUAAUAAGGUUAAGUUGUGUGUUUGGAAAGCAUUGAAGGGAUUUUUCCCAAUCCGUAGUAGAUUGUUGUCACGUCUGGUAGAUGUUCCGGUUCAUUGUGGGCUCUGUCAGCAGGACUCGAAAGUAGAUGAGCAUCUCUUCAGGGACUGUGUAGUUUCAAGAAGGAUUCUCACUCCUCUACUUGGACAGUUAGCUCAGCAGCAACUUCCAUUUCCAGCUUGGUUGAAGCUUUGUAUGGGGGUGUUAUCUUCUCACAAACGGUCUGAAUUAUUGGUGCUUCUUUGGUCUAUCUGGAAGGCUAGGAAUGAUAAGGUUUGGCAUGACAAGGCUUGCGAUCAUCUUAAAGUUAUUGUGAGAGCUCAUCUGUGGCUUCAGAAUUAUCUACAGGUUAAUCGUCCUCCAGUUCAAAUUGGUCGUCAAAGGUCUAAAUGGAUGAAACCGUAG
Molecule: messenger RNA, 546 nt
Organism: Rosa chinensis
Lineage: Eukaryota; Viridiplantae; Streptophyta; Magnoliopsida; Rosales; Rosaceae
Exons: 1
Coding region: 1-546 (181 amino acids)
Source: RefSeq, a predicted model, not a curated record